Molecule: messenger RNA, 838 nt
Organism: Drosophila bipectinata
Lineage: Eukaryota; Metazoa; Arthropoda; Insecta; Diptera; Drosophilidae
Source: RefSeq, a predicted model, not a curated record
ACUGCUACCAGUCCUAGGCACAACAUCGUGUGUAAAAAGGUGUGAAUUUUGAAAUUCGUUUUCUAAAUUUUAUUUGCCUCGAAAUUUUAUUAAAAGCUAAAUAAAAUAAAUUGAAGCUUUUAUAAUAAAUUUCAUACGUAAUAUGCCUUAUAUAAGUGAAUCAAAAAGAAUGAAUACGCACAAGUCUAACCCCAAGAAUCCCACGGAGCACAAAAGGGCUCUCGUCUUAGCCGGUAUGAAUGUUCUUCAAGAAAACUACCGUCAGGAGGAUCAUACUGAGGCUGAGAUAAGGGAGAUGCGACGUGCUUUACAUCCCAUACGAUCUACAAGGGCUAUACACCAGCUACGUUUCAGUGACGAAAGCAUCGAGCGUUAUGAGCAGCCUAUAACUGUUGUACCAGCACCUGAAAGGGGUCGCGUUACUACCCAGUUUGUACGCGGGUAUCUCACUCCUUCUUUGGAGUUCCUGGCCCAUUUGAGCGUGCCUCCGGUUGAUGAGGAAAGUGAUCAUGAGUCCCCAAUAUUGGUCGACAAUGAAAUAGCUACAACACUGCACGAUGCUCAAGAAUUUCAUGAUCAUUAUAUAAGCUUUCAACAACAACUCGAUCGUCGUCAAAAAGCGUUGCGGCGCCGGCGAACUAUUAAUCGAAUUCUUUCAUGGAUCAUUUGUAUAUAUGUUGGAUUAUAUGUCAUUUUGGGUGUGUUUUGGGUAAUCCCCGAACCCUCUCCGCCGACUUUUGGGCAGAGAAUCAAGAAGGGAUUGAAGCGAGUCGUAGGCAAGGCUCCAAAAUAACAUGCUUAUGUUAUUUUCAUGUCAAAUUUCAUGUGUUAUUCUGUU